AGCAAAUAAAGGAAUUUAAUAAUUAAUAGAAUUAGAUAAAUUUCCUAAUUUAGAAGUUUUAUGGUUAAAUAAUAAUAAAGUAAAAAAAUAAAAAAAAUAAAAAUAAAAUAUUAAAAUAGUUAGAAAAAAUAUAAGGUUUAGAUUGUAAUUUUAGAAUAAAGCAUUUAUAUUUAUAAAAUAAUAAAUUAAAAACAUUAAUCGGAAGUAUAAAGUAUUUAAAACAUUUAGAAACUUUACUUUUAUACAAUAACGAAUUAAGAGAUUUAGAUUUAAAUUUAUAAACUUUAGCAGAUUUAACAAAUUUAAAAUAAUUAGAUUUAUUUGAUAAUCCUUUAUCUGAAGAACCUAAUUAUAGACUUAGAGUUAUAUAUGCAUUACCAUGGGUAAAAAUAUUAGAUAGACAUUAUGUCUCAUUUGCUGAAAAUAAAAAGCUAAAUAAUUGAUGGAAAAGGAUUUAUAAUUUGCUAAGAAAAAAAAGAAUUAGAAGUUAAAGUUAAAAUUCCUCCCUCUGGCUAAUUUUCCUAAGGAGAAAAAGAUUUAUAUAUAGAAGUUAAUAAUAUAAAGAAAAUGUAGAAAGAAUAAAUUGAAAAAGAAAAAUAAGCUGAAAUUUUAUUAAAAACAGGGAAAUUAAUUGUACACAAUCCUAAUAAAUUACCAAUGACAAAAGAAGAAGAAGAAAUGUAAAAAAGAAAAAAAGAACAACCCUUUAGUCUAAUUUCAGAAUGGGAUAAAAACCUUUUAAUUCCUUUAUUUAAAUAAUAUGAUAAAGAUAAAAAAGGAGUGAUUUCUAUAGAAAAAUUAAAUGAAAUUUAUGAUCAUUUAAUUGAAGAUUAAUUAUUUAUUGGAAAAGUGCCUUCUUGCUCAAAAGAAGAUUUUUUUAUAUUGAUUUAAGGUGAUAAUUAUUAAUAAUAAAAUGAAAAUUAACCUUAGACUAUUUAAUGGGAUGAUUUUAAAUUUAAUUUAAAUAAAAUUUUCUGGAUAAAACCAGAUUAUCUAACUACUAAAAAAAAAAUUAAAGAAUUAUAUUAUAUAGCUAAUAAAAAAGGAAAUAAAGAAGAUUUAUAUAAAGCCAUUAAAUUAGAAAGUGCUUUAGAAUAAGAACAUAAUAAUUAAUA
Messenger RNA from Ichthyophthirius multifiliis, 1115 nucleotides. Its product is annotated as leucine rich repeat protein. The transcript is spliced from 4 exons. The record is from RefSeq and is a predicted model, not a curated record. Lineage: Eukaryota; Ciliophora; Oligohymenophorea; Hymenostomatida. Gene Ontology annotation, molecular function: calcium ion binding. The annotation marks the transcript as partial.